AGUGACUCCUUCCUCACCUCGUGGUUGCCGCGUACCGGUCGCUGCUGGGAGUUCUUGCUGGUAUUUUUCUCCUUUGUGGGGAUUAAACGUUAAGUACCACCAGGUUUGAGUGCUGUUUUAAGUAUCGCGCAGCUGCAAGCUAGGCAACGGGAUCUGCGCUCUAGAGACUUUGCUGCUGCCCCGUGGUUCGUGCAUCCUCGAAACAACCAGCUGGCAGCCAUGAACGAAUGGAUGAGGAAAGGCCCCUUAGAAUGGCAAGAUUACACGUACAAAGAAGUCAAAGUGACAGCCAGUGGGAAGGAGUAUAAAGGAUGGGUUUUAACCACAGACCCAGUUUCUGCCAAUAUUGUCCUUGUGAACUUCCUGGAAGACGGCAGCAUGUCUGUGACUGGAAUUAUGGGCCAUGCUGUGCAGACCGUUGAAACUGUGAACGAAGGGGACCACAGAGUCAGAGAGAAGCUGAUGCAUUUGUUCACAUCCGGAGACUGCAAGGCCUACAGCCCUGAGGAUCUGGAGAAGAGAAGGAAUAGUGUAAAGAAAUGGCUCGAGAAGAACCACAUCCCCAUCACAGAACAGGGAGAUUCACAAAGGACUCUGUGUGUGGCUGGGGUUCUGACUAUAGACCCGCCCUAUGGUCCAGAAAAUUGCAGCAGUUCUAAUGAGAUUAUUCUGUCCCGUGUUCAGGAUCUUAUUCAAGGACAUCUUGCAGCUUGCCAGUGAGAGGCCAAGACUUGUGGAUUCAUCGAUUGAAAUAACACUUCAUUUUUAUUUUUUCCUUCAUAAAAUGUUUUGAAUGUUAAAUCCACCACCAUACUAUAAGACUUCAAAGCCACACAGUUGAGUGUGUGUGUGUGUGUGUGUGUUUGAGUUUUAAUUUUCUGUUGUUUUGGAAAAAUCAAGUGGAUUUGGAUGUGGAUUAUGAGUGUUAAUAAAUAAGCGAACUAUGGCAAGGUUAGCCUCACAUGCAACAAAAUAGCACGAGGACGUUAGAAUUCUGUCUUUUUUGGUGGGAGAACACCUCCAUUUUUGUUAGGCAAGAAAUGUAUUGGGAACUAACGCAACAUGUUAGAUUCAAUAUAAAAAGUCUUAUUAAGUC
This is a messenger RNA of Lontra canadensis (Northern American river otter), 1096 nucleotides long. RefSeq names its product gem nuclear organelle associated protein 6 (gene GEMIN6). The transcript has 3 exons. Gene Ontology annotation, biological process: spliceosomal complex assembly; spliceosomal snRNP assembly. Lineage: Eukaryota; Metazoa; Chordata; Mammalia; Carnivora; Mustelidae. The record is from RefSeq and is a predicted model, not a curated record. Gene Ontology annotation, cellular component: nucleus; SMN complex. Gene Ontology annotation, molecular function: RNA binding. The coding region runs from base 220 to 720 and encodes 166 amino acids.